UCAAAAAAUACCGAGUAAUGUUGUGUUUAUGUUUGUAGCACGUGCAGUUUAUUUUUAUUUGCAUUAUUUAUAUUUAUAUUGCUCUGCAUUCUCAACAAAAUGAAGCCAAAUACGCAAAAGGGAAAUGCCCCUCGAAAACCCCCACAAAAGAAUGGCAACAGGACACAAAACAAUAACCAGAAUUUCAAGCAAAAAUUCAAGCCCAAACAAAACCAGCAGAAAUCGCAGGAUAAACCCAAUAAACCGCAAAUUCGUCAAAUGAUACGUCAACAAAAUGCGGCCAAAGCCGAAGCUGAACGUCAGAGAAUAAAAGCAGAAAAGGAUGCACGCAUUAAGGAGUACAAAAAGCAACGUUUGGAGAAAACAAAGGCCAUCAGCAAACGCACCCAAAAGGGUCAGCCACUGAUGAAGGAUCGAAUGCAGUUGCUCCUCAAGCAAAUUGAAGAAAUGAAGGGACGUUAAAUGGAAGAGAAUUAGGACAAAUAUUAGAUAAUAGCAUAAAGUUUGUUAUUAACUUUAACACAAGAUUAACAAUAAGUUGUAUAGCUUAGCCUUUAAGCUAAUAUUUUUUAUUUAUUGUAAUGUAAAAAAUAAACCGAGACUCGAUUUAAAA
Messenger RNA from Drosophila willistoni, 613 nucleotides. Its product is annotated as thyroid transcription factor 1-associated protein 26. The transcript is spliced from 2 exons. The record is from RefSeq and is a predicted model, not a curated record. NCBI's taxonomy places the organism in Eukaryota, Metazoa, Arthropoda, Insecta, Diptera, Drosophilidae. The coding region runs from base 100 to 462 and encodes 120 amino acids.